Daldinia vernicosa is the source of this 2305-nucleotide messenger RNA. RefSeq lists its product as uncharacterized. NCBI's taxonomy places the organism in Eukaryota, Fungi, Ascomycota, Sordariomycetes, Xylariales, Hypoxylaceae. The record is from RefSeq and is a predicted model, not a curated record. The transcript has a single exon. Bases 236 to 1987 code for a protein of 583 amino acids.
UUCCAAUCGCGCUUACUUACCAUUGUCAUUGUCUCAGUUCGUUGUUAACGUUUGUACAUUCUCUCGUCAUUAUUUUAGGUAAACUUCGCAACUUCCCUACAUCUUAUCCUCCAACCUUCUUUCCGUACAUCGUUUAAUCCUUAUCCGAGCGUAUUUCUAUUUAAGGCACCGCGCCUUCAAUUUUAUCCUCCGAAAUUUUACGCUCUUAAUCAAUCUCACUACUUAUCAUCUCACCAUGGAGGAGGAAUCUGAUAUUGAGGAUCGCGUCGCGUAUGAGCACGAUGAGGAUCUUGACGAAUAUGAUCUUGACGAAUAUGAUUCCGACGAGUCUGGCUUUGAUGGUGCCAACCCUUUUCUAGAUAUGGAGGCUGCUGAAUCCGAUGACGAAUCAGAUAAUUCGGAAGAUGCAUCCCCAAUCACGGAACAGUUCUUUUUUCCCCAAUUCAGAUCACUACCCCCCGAACUUCGCGCUCGCAUCUGGGAGUUCUUUGACCCGAGUCUUAGAGCAAAGGCCCGAGUGUUUCACAUGCUUCUCAGGAUAAACCCUAUGGAGUUCUGGAGAAGCGCACCUCUGAUAGAACAGACUGCGCCGGCGAGAGCAAUGUUGGCUACACAUCACGAGAGUCGUGCGCUAGCAUUGAAAUCAUAUCCCGAUACCCUUGAUGUGCAUCGAGGAAGAGGUGUUAUUCGUUACAACAGCGAGAGAGAUGUCGUACUCCUCUCUAUUAGCUCUAUCCUCGCCCCUACCGACCUAGAAGAGUUCUUUUCAUCUCUUGGGAAUACCAAAUACCUUGCCUUCAACCACCUUCGAGCGGUUAAUGAGGAGAUUCUCUAUCCGAGGCUGGCGACUCAUCCAACGCUGAAAGGAAUAUUUUACUGCUAUGACUGUUACGAGCUACCUCCCCGCGAUUUAACGUGGUGUAUUUCCGAUUCAAUCCAGCGCUUCUACAUUCAGCAGAUAGAAUAUGACACAGUGUUGGGCCCGCAACCUUUGGAAUCUAUGUAUUGCUGGCCGGACCUUGAGAACCAUCGAAAGUUCGCUGAAGAGCAUGCCCAAGCCACCUUUGGACAUGCCAAACCCUUGAAAAUUUGGACCAUGGUCGAAUUUGCAUUUGAGCAGGGGUUUAAACGCUACGAAAGACUCGAAGCCUCGGGCGGGCGGACCGAAGAAUGGUCCUCCGAUACGGAGAGCGGGUAUGACUCUAAUUCUGCAAGUGAGGAUGAGUACGAAAGCGAGGGAAUAGAUGAUGCGACAAUACACAGCGACGGUGGCUCAAAUGAGGAUGAAGACGAUUUGGUCGUACAAUCUGGCUCUGACGAAGAUAAUUCGUCUACCUUUGACGGAUUUUCUCCUAUUCAGGACGAGAAUCCUGAGCUUCAUUUGGACGGCGAAAUAGAAAUCGGCAUCGCCAAUUUCUCUAGCUUUGUUGUGCCUGAGUCACCCAAUCAUUAUGAUAACGCUUCAGAGCAGGAUGAUUCUGACGAGGAGCCCGUUCAGAAGACCGCCCGACGCAAACGUCGUAUUGUAUCUUCGGACGAUGAAGAUGAUAUUAAUGGUGAGCGUGACGAAGAAGUUAAAAUGCCGUCGCGGCCUGCUAAGCGGAGCCGUAUCGUCCUUUCCGAUACCGAAGAUGAGGACGAUGAGGAUGGAGACGAAGACACGAAGCAAGGCCACAAUAUUUCAUACGAAUCGGAAGAAUCUGACGAGCCCGAGGAUGAGGAUGAAGAACCCGUAAAGACCAAGUCAAUGUCUCUGUUUGAGAAAUUGAAGCAGUAUCGCCAAGAAAACCCUCUCCCUCCGGACUCAGAGGCUAGCUCGGAUGUUGAAGCAUCGAUGGGCAGUGAAGGUUUGGAUGCAGGCAACAACAUCAAUUUCCCGGACGAUGAGACCGAAGACGAGCACGACUUAUUGGAGAACGGUGGAAUAGGGGUGGAUAUGUCUGAAGAGCGUUCCGAGGGCGAUGAAGAUGAUGAAGAUGGAUGGUAAUGGGUUGACUACGUGCCAUAUAUUGGUACGGAGUAUGAAGACGCUGGUUUUCAUUCUAGUAUACGGCGGCGAUGGGCUUUAGAGCGGCGUUGAUUCUACUCGACUACCUAUAAUCCGGAUUUAUCUAGGCACUCGUUAGCGGACCUCUUGCGUUUAUAAGGAUAGCAUGUACAUUGUAUGGAGUCUCGGAUGAUUUAACAGGCCUGGGGGCAUAAGCGUCCUGGAUUCGGGUUGAGACUCUUUACCAUUUGGGCACAUUAAGGAUUGAUGCCUAUCAGUUAACACCGAUAAUUCAAUCUCCAAGCUUGGAGUAUGCGU